Messenger RNA from Polyodon spathula (Mississippi paddlefish), 338 nucleotides. Its product is annotated as protein AMBP-like. Gene Ontology annotation, cellular component: cell surface; plasma membrane. The record is from RefSeq and is a predicted model, not a curated record. The coding region runs from base 68 to 319 and encodes 83 amino acids. Gene Ontology annotation, molecular function: serine-type endopeptidase inhibitor activity. Lineage: Eukaryota; Metazoa; Chordata; Actinopteri; Acipenseriformes; Polyodontidae. The transcript has 2 exons.
GAGGGGGCAAUGUUCCUUCACUGCGCAACUCACAGAGACCACUCACUCGUCACAGCACAGGACCAAGAUGCAGGGCACGCUUAGCUUUCUCUUCGCUCUGCCCCUCGUCACCGGGUGGGUGCUGCCCCAAGAGCCUGCCGCUCAGGUUCAGGGAAACUUCGACCAGGACCGGUUCAUGGGUAAGUGGUACAGCCUCGGACUGGCCUCCACCUGCCCCAAGCUGGCUGCCUACAAGAGCAAGCUAUCCAUGGGCACCCUGGUCCUGGUCCCGACCGAUGAGAGAAGCCGGGUAGACGCAACCAUCACCUUCACUAUGUGAGUCCCUCCGUUCAGAGAAC